This is a messenger RNA of Oldenlandia corymbosa var. corymbosa, 1140 nucleotides long. Lineage: Eukaryota; Viridiplantae; Streptophyta; Magnoliopsida; Gentianales; Rubiaceae. The record is from the annotation of a GenBank genome assembly.
AUGGCUGCAGCUAACGGACCACCCAUGUCUGCCUCAUUUGGUGGUGCUUCCGGUCCAACUCCUCCUCCUCCUCCUCCUCCUCUGAAACCUUAUGAUUUCUCGCCGGAUUCUGCGCCGUCCAGACCUACUCUGUCUCCGGAUCAAGUUCGUUACUGUUCCGAAGCUCUUCAAGUGUUCAAGAACAAGUUGGACAAUUCUCCCCAGGAUAUACGCUGGGAGUUCCGUACCUUGCAGGAUCAAAGGUUGAGAGCUUCAGAACUGAGGAGCAGAUGCUCGGUGGCUCUCGACAGUGUCAAUUAUGACAAAAAUCGAUACACGGAUGUCAUACCUUUCGACAGUAACAGGGUUGUUUUAGACCCAUGCAUGGAUUACAGGCCAUCUGCAAGAGGAUAUAUCAAUGCAAGCUACGUUAAGACAUCUGAUAAUGUAUCUCAAUUUAUUGCGACGCAAGGACCACUACCGCACACCUUUGAAGAUUUCUGGGAAAUGGUUCUCCAAAACCGCUGUCCUGUUAUCAUAAUGCUUACCCGAUUGGUGGACAAUUUUAAGACGGUCAAAUGCGGAGACUAUUUCCAAGCAGAUGAUGGACCCAGGGAAUUUGGCAACGUAUGUAUCAAUACUAAGUGGACACAAACCACUGCUACGUCAUUGGUUUUGCGAUGUUUGGAAGUACAGUACAAAGAGUCAGAAGAACCACCUUUGAAUGUUUUACACAUCCAGUAUCCUGAAUGGCCUGAUCAUGGAGUUCCUAAGGAUACCCUGGCUGUUCGUGAGAUUCUGAAAAGAAUACAGGACAUUCCACCACAUCUUGGACCAAUUGUGGUGCACUGCAGCGCUGGAAUUGGUAGGACUGGAACAUAUUGCACAAUUCACAAUACUAUUCAAAGGAUUCUGCUUGGAGACAUGUCAGCAUUAGACCUCGUCAAUACCAUCAGCCUUUUUAGGUCUCAGAGAAUUGGGAUGGUCCAGACAUCGAUGAACUCGAAGACCUUAUCUCGGAGUAUAAAAGCCAAAGAAGCUCAUAAUGGUACAGUUUACUACUUACCUCUUUCAGAAACUUUUCAUGAUAUUUGGCUGUCAAUUCCAGACAUUAAGGGUUGUUUUCUAUCCCAAGAUCAGCUGCCUGAUUUAUCCAGCUGA